Messenger RNA from Penicillium pulvis, 1359 nucleotides. Its product is annotated as thiamine pyrophosphate-dependent dehydrogenase E1 component subunit alpha. Gene Ontology annotation, biological process: branched-chain amino acid catabolic process. The record is from RefSeq and is a predicted model, not a curated record. The transcript is spliced from 5 exons. Gene Ontology annotation, molecular function: oxidoreductase activity, acting on the aldehyde or oxo group of donors, disulfide as acceptor. Bases 1 to 1359 code for a protein of 452 amino acids. Lineage: Eukaryota; Fungi; Ascomycota; Eurotiomycetes; Eurotiales; Aspergillaceae.
AUGUCUUACAGAACGAUAACUCGCCAUUCAUGGCGAGCCACAUGCUCCGUGCGUGGGUUCCAGCCAUGCUCAAUGGCCGCUUCACGGCGAUGGGGGAGCUCAAUCUCACAGCGGCCUGGUUCUGAUCGCGUACAUUUCCCGGGGGCUGUGAACAGUAAAUUUACUACCGACAUGUCUUUUCUCAAAUCUUCAGAUCUUCCGGCUAUCCCUACCUACAGAGUGAUUGACUCCGACGGUGAAUUGGUGGAUAAGACACGCGGACCUCCAGAUGUCUCAGAUGAGGAGAUUCUGACGUGGUACAAGAACAUGACAACUGUGAGCGUGAUGGACGUGGUGAUGUUCGAGGCACAGCGGCAAGGACGGUUGAGUUUCUACAUGGUUUCUGCCGGAGAAGAAGGAAUUGCCGUCGGCUCCGCUGCCGCAUUGACACCGGACGAUGUAGUUUUCGCUCAGUAUCGAGAAACCGGCGUCUUCCAGCAACGCGGCUUUACGCUCAAGGAUUUCAUGAGCCAGUUAUUUGCCAAUUGCAAUGACAAAGGCCAGGGAAGGAAUAUGCCCGUGCACUAUGGUCAAAAUUAUCCUCGCAUUCAUACAAUCUCAUCACCCCUGGCAACUCAAAUCCCACAAGCUGCUGGAGCUGCAUACGCAUUAAAGAUUCAAGAUCUACAAGAUCCUAACCGGGAGCCACGCAUUGUCACCUGCUAUUUCGGCGAAGGUGCAGCCAGUGAAGGUGACUUCCAUGCCGCACUCAACAUCGCCGCAACCCGAUCCUGUCCGAUCGUGUUCUUAUGUCGGAAUAACGGUUUUGCUAUUUCCACACCUACCCUCGAGCAGUACCGCGGUGACGGAAUCGCUAGUCGAGGUAUUGGAUAUGGCAUUGACACGAUCCGUGUGGAUGGUAAUGACGUCUUCGCCGUCUACGAAGCAACAAAAGAAGCAAGAAAACGAGCACUAAGUGACGGUGGUCGCCCGGUCCUUAUCGAGGCAAUGAGCUACCGGGUUUCUCACCAUAGUACGAGUGAUGAUAGCUUUGCUUACCGGGCUCGCGUCGAAGUGGAAGAUUGGAAGCGUCGUGAUAACCCUAUUAUUCGAUUGCGAAAGUGGCUUGAGAACAAGGGACUUUGGAGUGAGGAGCAGGAGAAGGAGACUAGGGACUCAAUUCGGAAAGCUGUGCUGAAGGAGUUUAGUGAGGGGGAGCGUGAGAAGAAGCCUCCUCUUCGUGAGGCUUUUACGGAUGUUUAUGAGGAUAUCACUGAGGAAGCUCGUGAGCAGAUGAAAGAGCUUAAGCGCAUUCUGGAAAAGUACCCGAAUGAGUAUGAUCUGCGGCCUUACAAGGAUGGUGUCAAUGGACUGGAUUAA